Molecule: messenger RNA, 1537 nt
Organism: Alosa alosa (allis shad)
Lineage: Eukaryota; Metazoa; Chordata; Actinopteri; Clupeiformes; Clupeidae
Gene: elac1
Product: elaC ribonuclease Z 1
Exons: 3
Coding region: 114-1241 (375 amino acids)
Cellular component (GO): nucleus
Molecular function (GO): 3'-tRNA processing endoribonuclease activity
Source: RefSeq, a predicted model, not a curated record
ACGUCGCUCCUUCAACGCAACAACGUGUUGUGCUUGGCAGGAAGCUGAAGCAAACAUGUUUUCAGUGACGCUCAGAAUCUAAAAUUGCCCUUCGUAUUUUUAAACUUUUUAUUAUGUCUAUGGACCUGACGUUCCUCGGGACGGGAUCAGCAUACCCGUCUCCACAUCGCGGUGCCUCAGCAGUGGUUCUUCGUACCGAGGGAGAAUGUUGGCUCUUCGACUGUGGAGAGGGUACACAGACACAGCUGAUGAAGAGUCAACUUAAGGCUGGUAAACAGAAUAAGUCAGCAGGUAAAAUCAACAAAAUAUUCAUUUCUCAUUUACAUGGAGAUCACCUCUUUGGCUUACCAGGGUUGCUGUGCACUGUGAGCCUCAACUACAGUCCCACGCAACCCCCAAACUGUGUGGACAUAUAUGGCCCAGUUGGUCUCAGGCAUUUCCUACGUGUUGCCUUGGAGCUAUCAGGCUCUCAGCUCGUUUUCCCUUAUGCUGUCCACGAGCUUGAGCCCACCGGGGACCAGUGCCCCCCAGAGGGCCUGCUAAGUCCCACAGUGACACAGAGCAGUGAAAGUCUUCAUCCUCAAGAGCGGCCUGGGCGCACCAUCUGUUUGGAAGGAGAGAGUGACUGCUACUUGCUUUUCGAAGAAAAACAUUUCACAGUAAAGGCUUUUAGGCUCUUUCACCGGAUACCAUCCUUUGGGUUCUGUGUACAGGAAUAUGAUCGUCCUGGACGUCUUAACACCCACUUAUUAAAAGAAUUAGGACUGACACCAGGACCACUGUAUGGGCAGCUCAAAAAUGGGGAGACCAUUACUCUGGAAAACGGACAGGUAGUGAAACCAAGCGAAGUCCUGGAGCCAGCCAUUCCUGGCCGAAAAGUGUGCAUUUUUGGUGACUGUAGCUCACUGCUCGGGGAAGGCGGGCUGAAAGCAUGUCGUGGAGCAGACAUUCUCGUCCAUGAGGCGACCCUGGCCGAUGGCUUCCAGGAACGAGCUGUUGAGCACGGGCACAGCACGCCAAGCAUGGCAGCAGCCGUUGCUCGUUCCUGUGAAGUGCGCCGUCUGGUGCUCUAUCACUUUAGCCAGAGAUACAAGCCUGUUAGUCUGCAAAAGGACAGUGAAGAGGAUGAUGUCCUAGAGCUCCAAAGGCAGGCUGAAGAUGCAUUGAAAGGCACUGCCACAGAGGUUUCGCUGGCUGAGGACUUCCUCACUUUGCCCAUACCGAUCAAAAGAUCAAACUGACCUGAGAAUAGGUCACAAAAACCUUGCCACUGAUGUGUUUUUAUCUUAUAAAUUAUCUGACAGUCAUGGAUCAUUAAUUACUUUGCCACAGAAAAGUUUGACUGCAGAUUUUAUUUUAAAUAAAAUGACUACACAUCAGUAGUGGACAUGAGAUGUCCAUCAAUAAUAUAACUGGUGCACAGGUGCUCUGACCAAACUGAAACCUGUGGGCACUUGUUGUACACAGUUGGGUCCCCUGUAUAUUAACUUCUGCAAUUGUAUGCUGUGUCUCACAAUAAAGAUGAAUAAUUUUUGUA